Mercenaria mercenaria is the source of this 4425-nucleotide messenger RNA. RefSeq lists its product as uncharacterized. The record is from RefSeq and is a predicted model, not a curated record. NCBI's taxonomy places the organism in Eukaryota, Metazoa, Mollusca, Bivalvia, Venerida, Veneridae. Gene Ontology annotation, molecular function: DNA binding. The transcript is spliced from 8 exons. Bases 1197 to 2924 code for a protein of 575 amino acids.
AGCGUAAUUUACGCUAAUACGCAUCUUAUCUGGAGCCCUCACAGUUUUAAGUGCAAUAAAAAGUAAAGAUAAUUUACACUGAGCGAUUGAAAAGUCUCAGCUAUGGAAAUGAAUAGAUCAGCAACUUGAAAGGCAUAUAAAGCAAAUUUCGCCAAAAUCAUGUGGCAAUUGAAUAAGAUCUUGUUAUAUGGGUGUAUUUAACAGACAGCUGAAGGAUAAAAAUAUACGAGGCGAAAAACUUCCGAUCAGAUAAAUUGGUAUUUUUAAGAAAGUGGCUUGUCAGGUUCCGGUAACUGCAUCUCUAGACCUGUCUAGAGGUCCAGUUACAAGACUUCUUGACAACCAGUACAGGGCAGGCUAUAGGUCCGGUAAUUAAUAAGAUACUUAGAACGGUAUUUAUAAAGAACUAGGAGAUUAUUAUCAGGUCACACAUUAAGUUGAUAAAACAGGAAUACACAUAAGAUAACACGGUGACACUAGCUUUUCUCCUCAGUUGCCAUUCUGUGUAUUUUAUACAUACAGUUAUAUUAAUACAAAUUCAGUUUCUUAUCCAAGGAAUACGAGAAUCGAUAUGAACUAAGUGUUGCACAGUCAAAUUUACAAACAGAGACGGGACACGAACGAUAUCAUCAGUGGUCAUAAUAAAAAUAUUUGCUUUUUAAGUCAUCUACUGCAUUGGCAGAGGUCUCAGCAUACUGGUUCAUAUUAUUGUAGGUUUUUGUCAAGGCCGCUGGUUCGCUUCCCGCUGUGGGCAAUCUUUUUUUUAGAAUGAUUUUUUUAUCUUUAUAGGUUAUCAUUAAAAAGACUAUGAAAAUAUUACGAAUAUUUAAUACAUUGUAUAUUUAAAAAAAAGAAGAAAAACAGAUCGCCCAUAGCGUAGAGCGAACCUGCGACCCUAACAAAAACCGUGUAUUCUGAACCAGCGCCUUGCCCUCUCGGCCACCUUUUGGUAAAUUUCAAUGCUUAACGUCAAGCUCAGAUCUCUUAUUCCUUGGACAAGCAAUUUGUGUAAUGAAAUGCUCGGAGUAAGCGGUCUUGUGUAUAUGGGAGUUUCUUUCAAACAUGUUGAAAUUGAAACUGAAGUAGUAUGAAUGAGCUUAUAAUUAUUAUUGUUAAUUUUAUAACCAGAGCUUCAUUGCCAUACUGUACUGCUGAAUACCAUAUUAUAGCACCAUAUAAUAUUUGAUAUUUAUUAAAUGCUGUUUCAUUCCAGGACAAACAAACAAAAAAUGCUAUUGCUGUUUACAGAUAAUGAAAAUGCACUGGCAAGGUUUGCUACAGCUGCCCACAAGAAUGUAGUUAAAGACAAGCUUGAACCUGGGCAGGAGGUACCAGAGGAGCUCUUCUCCUUCCAGUUAAAUCCAGGGAAAUCUGCUGGGAAAAGAGAAAGAACUGAAACACAACUAAUGAAAGAAAGCAAAGAGCAAGAAGCUACUUUAAGCCCUAAGAAAAAGAACCUUAAAGCAAAAAAUGAAACAAAAGAAGAUUCUAUUUCUAAGGAAACCAGCAAAGAGAAAAAGAAAAAUAGUCCAACCAAAACUCAGACAGAAGAAAGGACAGGGUUGAGUCCUAAGAAAAAGAAACUUAAAGCAAAAAAUUGUCAGAAUGAAACAGAGGAAACCAGUGAAAAGAAAAACGAGAACAUUCAAAACAAAACUCAGGCAGGUUCAAAAGGGAAAUGUGUAUAUGGCACUGCACUUCAAAUAGGGAGAAGCAUGAUUUCUUUGAUGGACCAGUUUUUGGAUGAAAGCCCCCCAGCUUCAACCAGUGGAGAACAGUCCAACUCAGUAGAGGCAAAAAGUGAAACUGAUUGCAUCUCGAAGACGAAGGCAAAUCAGAAUCAAAUACUUGAUAAUGGUGGAUCUGAUGGCGAGAACACAGGAAGCUCUACAGUUCCCCCAGUACUACAGAAUUCAGUACCUGCAAAUAGUUUUCAGUCAGAUGAUCUUCAUGUCCCGCCAAUGAGUCUCACCAAUACAUGGCAGACUUGCCAAAAUGCCAUGGCUGCUGUAAGCAGUGAAACUUCACACAGCCCAAACAGACAAAUACCAAUGCCUUCAGCGGAGGUUCUGCAAACUUUGAGGGCAGUCUGUCAGCCAGAUUUCAUUGCUUUUAUAAGCUAUUUAACAGAACAUCUACAGCAACCAAGUAAUUGUAACCACCCUUGUUUCCAGCCUCAGGUUAAUAUGCCUCAGCCUCAGCCAAGUUUUUACAUGGAUCUUAUGAAUAGUGACAUUGAGAACAGCUUAUGCUCCUACCAAUCUGUCCCUGAAGACCUUUCAACUAUGGAUGUGCCAUUAGAAACCAGUACACCAGCAAAGACAGCAUGUACCACAUCUAUGACAUCUUCCAAUGUAGAAUUAAGGAGGUCCCCCAGAAAGCAAAUACAAAAAAGUCAUGAAAAGAUUGUAAAGAAUGCUACUACUCCUUCAUCUGGCAGUCCGGGACCAUCCCAUGUUGCACCAAAAAAGCAGUCAGAUGAUAUGAUUGUAAUGAGUGCUACUACUCCUUCAUCUGGCAGUCAGGGACCAUCCGAUGACACACCAAAAAAACAAUCAGAUGAUAUGGUCAAACUUCUGGAUUCAAGUAGCAUUCUUGUAAGCAGAAAUGCUAAAAGAAAAAUACUAGCUGCUGCUAAAAAAAAGAAUGGAAAAGAAGGAUACAUAGCCAUGUAUAAACUAUGUGGUGAAAUAUUCUCAUCAAAAGAGAUGGCAGAAUCUAGAGGCCUGGGAAUAGGCAAGUCCUCCAAGGCCGUGGAUGAGAGGCCACCACUGAAUCCACAUAAAAUUAAAGACCUUAAAGACUUCGUGACAGCAUGGUGCAAGGCCAACAAAUUGCCAGAACCAACUGACUCUCAGCUGAACAGUGCCUGUACUGAGAGGAUUGGUUAUGCAAGAAAACAGGAAAAGAAAAUACAGCAGUGACCUUUUUAUUCAACAGGAAAAUGGAAAUUUCAGUGACUUUUUUGGAUUUUUUUUUUGGAUUAUAAUGUGAUAAAUUAGACACUAAAAUUAUUCACAAUAACAAGGCAUAGUUUCAGUUUGCCAGAACUAUGGUAGCAUGUCAAGGAAUUUUUUUUUUAUUUGAAAGCACAAGUAUAUAUGUAUUACUUGGUCUGUUUAAAUCUUUUAUAUAAUAGAACUAACAAAAAUCACAGUUUCCUGUAAAUGCUUUUAUAAACAGUGGCUAGAAAUUCCUAACUGAACUGUGGUACAUUUAUCUAUUAUGAAAAAGAAUAUAAAAACCUUUGAAAUUAUCCUGGAGAAAAUACUCUGUAUCGAAAUGAAAAAAAAGCAGCAUUUCUUUGAAUUUUUAAGAGUACUGGUCUGGCUGAAGCUUAUUGUCGAGCCCACUUGCAGAAGCGAAGACAUAGUUGUCCAAAUGGCUAUUCGGUGUAUGUGCAUCCGGUUUUGUUUGUCCGGACCAUAAACUUGACAUGCAUGGAGCAAUCUCGUUUAUAUUUGACAUGAAUGUUAACCUCAGUGAGACGGAGUGUCAUGCACAAACUGCAGGUUCCUAUCUCAAAGGUCAAGGUCACACUUGGAAGUCAAAGGUUAAAUUUAAUAAUUACUAUGUCCGGAGCAUUUCUUCUUCAUACAUGGAGGGAUUUUGAUGUAACUUGGCACAAAUGUUCACAACCAUGUGACAGAGUGUCAUGCAUAAGAACCAGGACAUAGGUCUGAGGUCAAGGUCACACUUAGAGGUCAAAGGUCAGAUACAAGAAUGACUUUGUCUGGAGCAUUUCUUUUUCAUGCUUGGAGGGAUUUUGAUGUAACUUGGCACAAUUGUUCACCAUCAUGAGACGGAGUGUUAUGUACAAGAACCUAGAAUUACUUCCCUUUGUUGUUACUAUAAAUAGCUUGUAUGGUAAAUUUUUAUUACUGGUCGUAGGGAAAAAUCGAGACCACUUUUCUGUAGUACAAAAUGAAUAUUACAUCCGAUUUUGAGGUGCAUUUUGACCUAUCUCUACUGGUAAGGAUUUUUGUGUGGACUUAGAUUUUUUUAAAGAUUUACUUCCCUUUGUUGUUACUAUAAAUAACUUGUAUUGUAACUUUUUGCAAUCAUUUUUUAUUUGGCAUAAAUGUUUGCCUCAAUGAGACAGGGUGUCAUGUGGAACUCCUUGUCCUUUUGACAGCUGGCGGGCUUGACAUGUUGCCCGUGGGCAUCUAGUUUUGAUAGUUCUAUUUUAUACACAUUAAUAACUUCUGUUUUCAUAUAUUUCUUGCUGCAUUGAUACCUUAAAGCACAUGAAAGUACAUACAUGUAUUACCAUGACAGACUGAAUUAAGUAUGAGAUCAUACUUUGACUAGCAAUACUGUAAAAUUGAUUCCAGAAAUGCAUUGAAUUAAUAAGUUGAUAAUUUUGACUAUAUUAAGAAUACCUUUUCCAUGUUUAAUAAUUAAUUAAAUUCUUGUAUUAAUAUC